Molecule: messenger RNA, 2388 nt
Organism: Mesocestoides corti
Lineage: Eukaryota; Metazoa; Platyhelminthes; Cestoda; Cyclophyllidea; Mesocestoididae
Source: the annotation of a GenBank genome assembly
AUGCGAGACAAUUUCGACCGCAAAUUUUUGGGCGACCACGUUAGACUGUGCCAUUUCCGGAACCACUUCGAGUUUCAACCUUUAAAGGCCUGGGUGUAUCGUGAUGGAUUUGCAAGACUUUCAAAUGUCGGGUUUUCGAUGGAUUCAAUUACUGACCAAUACGUCCACUUAACUAACGUUGCAAUUCAAAAGAUGGCCCCAGACUACGAUGUGAUGAAGGGUUGCAAAUGGUCCAUUUGCCGUCUUCGGCGGUACUUGCUUGCCAGACAUGGAUUUGAAAGGGUAAAUAGGCUCUUUCAUGAAAUUGACAGUAUCUUCGUUCUAAGCUUGUUGAGCGUUCAAAAUAUAAUGAUAAACGACAAGCACUGCUUUGAACUCUACGGCUACGAUAUUCUAUUGGAUGAAAACCUUAAGCCUUGGCUUCUCGAAGUAAAUGCCUCACCGUCCCUGACCGCCAGUUCAAAUGAAGACUACGCACUUAAGGUAACGUCUGUCCCUCCACCCUCAAUUUCGCUGCUGCCAUUCGUGCAGGAUCCUGAGGUGAAAUUAUUGGAUGAUACUCUGAACGUAAUUGACAUGGAAGGUCGUCUUAGCGGUAAUGAGCGUCGUAUUGGUGAUUUCGACUGCAUAUGGGAUGACGGUCCCAUCGCCCCCGUUACUAGUGCUUCUCAGGCUCUUCUCACUGGAAUGCUUGAUGACCUGAACCAUGACACAGCCUCCAUUCAUAAAGCAUCACGGCAAAUACGAUACCCUCGAAAAAUAACGCACAGGACUGCAAAUAGUGGUCCUGGUGUCCAGAAAAGUGGCAAAGCUGACCUCGCUGACCUGGCUCGACUGGAAACGUAUCGAGAAAUGUUGCGCAAAGGAGAAUCUCUAACUGGUGAUCAAGAGAAGGCGGUUGCUGAAUAUGAUUCUGUUUGUCAAUUAAUAGAGGCUCUGAAAGAGACCUCUGACAUAUUAGGCGAGAUUCAAGCUAAAGUCGAUAAUGCUGUAAAGGAAAAUGAGAAAUAUAUGGAGUUCCUGCGUGUCGAGCAUGCUGUCGAUAUUAUCCAAAAGCUUUGGCCUGUGUUGGAAGUUCUUUCGAAGAUAAAGUCACCAGCCGUAAAAGCGGCUAUUGUAAAGGUUUCUUCAUCGCGGGAGUUGAGCAUACUCGAGAAUGCAUCAAAAUCCCUUACCGUGUCACUUCCUCAAGGGGUCACUGUAGACGAAAUCGAAUCAGGCGAUUUAUUCCGUCAACAAGCUGAGUAUUUGUAUAAACUAGCGGAUGGAUCGCAAAAUUCUGUUGGUAGCAGGAGCAAUAAGUCUCGUUCGCGUACAUUUGCCGAAAUCCGUAAAUGUUGCUUAAAUCUUCUUGCGAAUGAAGAUGUGCGAUCGGCUCUCUCGUCCCUAUCCGCUGAUUUUGCAAAAAAGAAAACUGCUCCUGUGAAUGAUCAGUCAAAGCCAAUUGAAGUCACAGAUGCACCCACAGUGGCGGUCGAAACUGUCACUCAGCCAGAGCCCCAAAAGGUGACCAUGCAGUCUGCAAUGUCUUUCACCGACCCACUUCCUGCCGAGGCAAUACUUGACAGUGUUAUCAAUCCUUUAAAAACGGACUUUAACUUUCUUCAGGCAUCGCAAGUUGGUCCGGUUUCCGUGGUGUAUGACUUGUCUCACCCAAUUGCCCGACCUCCCCCACAUCCGGUACCACCUCAACAGUCUUCACCUCAAGUGUCUGGGGCAACAGUACCUGUCUCUUCGCAUGUUCCCGCUACAACUCUCCAUCAAUCCGACACUUUUGAUAAGCGACAGGAACCCGUCUCGGUCAACGUACCAGAACCUCAAUUAGUUAACCAUGCGUUGACGCCACCAUCAGAGGAAAUGUCGACUGGGGCGGUAAACAAUGGCGACUCCCUAGUGCCUGUCGAACCAGUCGUUGAAAAACCAAAGUUAAAGCAGAAAUCAAGGCGUGGUGGCGCCAAUAAAGUACUCAAAGAGCAUCAACAGGAUCAGUCUCGUAUGGCCCCUUUACAGAAUGUAAUUGACGCGGAGGUCCCUCAACAGCAAACUGGUAAACAUGCGGAAAUGACAUGGGCUGAUCGGGUUCGUGGAGCUGCAACUAAUCAAGUAAAUGAGGUUGUGCCUCCGUCCACUGGAGUCCAAAAUGGUAAUAAUGACCCACCUCCGAUCCGGAGCCAGCCUACGCAGCAUCAAGAGCCUCGCAGUCACAGACCGCCUCGCCCGACCCAUAGCGGUGGUGAAUUGAACGCCAGUAGACCAGGUGGAAGGGGUUUUCGUGGUGGCGGAAGAGGCCGUGGAACGGGUGGAAUGUCAUACAGAGGUGAGUUCUUUAGUUUCGUCAAUCGUAAUAUUGUCGUUCUGAACAAGCUGAAAAGUGAUCAGUUCUUUUAA